Molecule: messenger RNA, 4546 nt
Organism: Apus apus (common swift)
Lineage: Eukaryota; Metazoa; Chordata; Aves; Apodiformes; Apodidae
Gene: LGMN
Product: legumain
Exons: 16
Coding region: 2534-3829 (431 amino acids)
Biological process (GO): vacuolar protein processing
Molecular function (GO): cysteine-type endopeptidase activity
Source: RefSeq, a predicted model, not a curated record
AGCUAUACUAAACUAUUUUACUACAAGUUCUAAUCAAACUAAGAAGAUUCAUAAAAUGGUUACUAGUAGACUUUGUGAAGAAUUAUUUUGCAGUGGAGACCAUAAUCUCCUUCAAAAUGUACUUUUCAGAGUUUGCAUUGUGAGAGGUGUUUUCUUUCUAUCCCACAAGUGCAUGAAGAAAAUCAGACAAAUUCCACGGGGUCUUAAUUACGGGUUUAGGUGCUUUAGUUUGUGUAGCAGCAGGCAAAUGGGCAGAAUAUUUCUGACAGAGAGCUACAGACUAGUUUCCUGUAAGGAGGGCUAUUGUGAGUCACAUGUUUUGUGAAAAUUGGAAUCUAAAUAUCACAGGCAAUAUGCGAGCACUGUGUGGGAAACGGAAUUGUGACUUGACUCUGGGAACUGAAAGGCUAGUGGUUGUAAGCUGGAAAGAAGUAGAGGUUUCCAUGAAAAAAGUGGAAUCAUUGCUGAUUAGCUUAAGGCUGUUGUUUUCCGUGAAGAUUACUGUUCACUCAUUUAUUUUAGGUGAAGGAAAAAUGGAUAUAUGGUUGCUUAGAGGCUGUGCUUGAGGUAUUUGGAGCUCAUGACUGAAAUGUUGACAUCAGCUCAAAGGGCACCAAGCUACAACAAAGGAAGUUCCACCUGAACAUGAGGCAAAACUUCGUUACUCUUAGGGUCACAGGGCACUGGAACAGGCUGCCCAGAGAAGUUGAAGAGUUUCCGUCUCUGGAGACUUUCCAGACCCGUCUGGACGCGUUCCUGUGUGAUCUGCCUUAGGUGUUUCGGCUGUAGCAGGGGGGUUGAACUUGAUGAUGUUCAGAGGUCUCUUCCAACCCCUAUGAUUCUGCAACUCUAUGAUUAGUGGACUGUUUUCCAAAGGGAAGAUGGGAACUUGGGGAACAGGCUGCUAACCGGAAGAAUGGUUGUAGCAGCAGUUGGCAACUUCCACAUGUGGUCUUUUUUAAGCAUCCCUCUCUUACCAAAUUAGAAAUGUCUGUUAGCCAUGUAGUGGGAAGUGGCCAAGGUACCCUUGUGAGAAAAACAGCUUGUAAGAGCUGAGUGGAAUUGUUCCGGGAGGAGCCACCAAGUUCUGACUGUACAAACUGCACUACAGCCUACGUGUGGGUGUACGUGUGUGGUUCAGUGUGUGUAUAACUGAUGCAGAUCGUGUCUAAGAUGUGCCUUUUUCCUCACAUGGUUUCCCAAGCAAAGUGAAUUAACUCUUCUACCAGAAAGACUAGGCAGAGCUGAUCAAUAAUCUCAUAUUUUUUGGGAUCAGCCAAAGGUUUAAAAUUAUUUUGUAGUGAAUUUUCAUUUCUUCCAUGCAGUCUCACUCUGCAUGCAUUUGGAAUCACAUGUGACAGAUACUUGAUUCCUUGCUUUCAGAAAAAGGCUUUUUAUGUACCUGGGGUAAGCUGGUCAGCUGAGCUGGUUUCUCAAUAUGACCGGAAGACAGCAAUUUUCUCUGCUUAACUGCAGGUCAGGGACUCAUUCAACACAACCCAAACCACAGUCCUUUAAAUUGCCUGCCUGAGCACUCAAAGGCUUUCUUUAAAAGAAGAAGAAAUAUUGGUGUUUUGGGGUUUGUUUGUUUAGUUGUUGGAAACAAGCAGUGAAAGACCUGUUUCUGCUGCACAUGUGGUUAAUGGUUAAACCUAUUUUAAAUGCUGCUUGGAGAACCUUAGGGAGCUGAGCAUUUAUUAAUUGUGGUAUAUCUAGGUUGUUUCACCUUCUCUUUGCUGUUAAGUUGAUUUAAUUAUAGUCUAGGAAAAGACAGAUAAGUGGGACUACAUGUCAUUAAUUAUAAAAUAGGCAAAACCCUUGCCUUUUAUACAAUAACCCAUGACAAAACAUGCAGUUUUCUAAUACAAGGCAAAUGUUCCUUGGUGCUUGUUUUGUUGGUUUGUGUUUGUUGUUUGUUUUUUUUUUUUUUCUUCUGGCCUUCUGCAUCAUUUACCACUUUGUCUCAGCAGAUGUGAGAAGUAUGAGGAUCUGGAUAUCCAUGUACCACAUGGGAGACUGUUGAACUUCUCAUGGAGUGACUGCCUGAGGGGUUUGAUAGCUUAAGUCUUCAUUCUUUAUCCAGCCCUGGGCUUUUCAGUUAUGGGCCUGUUUGCAGGCUGGUGGCUGGUACCUGCUACACCUAUGUAUCAAAAAGCUCAUGUAUUUUUCAUGUAAAUAUAAGUAUCGUUUUUAGUUGGAGAAAUGAGAAGUUACGCUUUAAUGAACAUGGAAAAAAGCUGCUUCUUAUGAAACAGAUAUUGAGCUCUGAGUGAUCUCUUUGCAUGGAAUUCCACUCCAUACUCCAAGCAGCAGUGAUCAACCUCUGGAAUCUCUCUUCUUGAAGAAGGCCAGUGUAAAAUCCCAUCUGUCAGCACGCACAGAGAGCUUUUGUGACACUGACCUUCCAACUACCAAGCAGUUCUCCUUGUCCAUGCAUCCUUGUGCCUGCAUCACCUGGGAUUUGACUUAGUAAUAACAGGUUAAUUGUCGGAAUUUUCUCCCCUCACACCUGUGGAGUAAAUAAAGCGAAGAGAUGAUAGUGAAAGCAAUUGUGCUGCUGUGCUGUGCUCUGGGCAUCAGCACAUUUCCCAUGGAAGAACCUGAAGAUGGAGGCAAGCACUGGGUGGUGAUUGUGGCAGGUUCGAAUGGCUGGUACAACUAUCGACACCAGGCAGAUGUGUGCCACGCAUACCAGAUUGUACACCGAAAUGGAAUUCCAGAUGAACAGAUCAUUGUCAUGAUGUAUGAUGACAUUGCUGAUAAUGAUGAAAAUCCAACAAAAGGCAUUGUCAUCAAUAGACCUAAUGGCUCAGAUGUGUAUGCUGGAGUGCCCAAGGAUUAUACAAAGGCGGAUGUUACUCCAAAGAAUUUCCUUGCUAUUCUCAGAGGAGAUGCAGAGGCGAUGAAGGGGGUGGGAUCAGGAAAAGUAUUGAAAAGUGGCCCCAAGGAUCAUGUCUUUGUUUAUUUCACUGACCAUGGAGCUCCAGGACUUCUGGCUUUUCCUGAUGAUGAUCUUCAUGUCAAGGACUUGAAUAAGACUAUUUGGUACAUGUAUCGUCACAGAAAAUACCGGAAGAUGGUGUUUUACAUUGAAGCCUGCGAGUCUGGAUCUAUGAUGAAUCAUUUGCCUGAUAAUAUAAAUGUUUAUGCAACAACAGCUGCCAAUCCCAGAGAGUCAUCUUAUGCAUGUUACUAUGAUGAAGAAAGGCAGACUUAUCUUGGGGACUGGUACAGUGUGAAUUGGAUGGAAGAUUCAGAUAUGGAGGAUCUAAGAAAAGAAACACUCCACAAGCAAUUUCAGCUGGUGAAGAAACGCACCAACACCAGCCAUGUGAUGCAGUAUGGAAACAGGAGCAUCUCCUCCAUGAAAGUGAUGCAGUUUCAGGGAUUGGGUAAGAAAGCUGUCCCAAUUUCUCUGCCACCUGUAGAACACUAUGACCUGACACCCAGUCCUGAUGUGCCUCUUGCAAUCAUGAAACGAAAGCUGAUGGCUACCAAUAACAUUCAUGAGGCUAAGAAGAUUGCUGCAGAGAUAAAGACACACCUGGAAGUGAAAGAAUUUAUCCAAGAAUCCAUACGGAAGAUCAUCACCUUAGUAACAGGAUCAAAAGAACGGACUGACCAAAUUCUGUCAGACAGAUUGACCAUCAGCAAUUAUGACUGCUACCAGUCAGCAGUGAACUACUUCAAAGCUCGUUGCUUCAACUGGCACUUGUUCUUGUAUGAGUAUGCACUGAGACAGCUGUAUGCCUUGGUCAAUGUCUGUGAAGGAGGAUACCCCAUUGACAGAAUACACCUGGCCAUGGAUCAAGUGUGCCGUGGGUAUUGAUUGAAACAGCAGUCUUAAUGUAACCCUUACUACAACUGAUAACUUUUUGUAACUGUAAUAAUCCAGACUUUACAUGCAUGUAACAUCAAGAGAGUCAACCACUGUAUUGGAGCUGUGCUGGAGCUGAGGCUCCUGACCAUGAGCAGCACAGCACUUGGCAGUGCUCUCCCCUGCAUCCCCACCUGCUGACAGCCUGAUGGUUUGACAGAUGCAUUUUGGUGAACCACCUGGAGCUUUCAAGAUGGAUGAUCUGUUUCAAAGCGCAGUGCUCUUAAGACUCUCUGGAUGAACACUAAAAGCCACCUACCAGUGAUUGCUAAAUCUGUGCUAAAUGUAAACAUUGAGUCAUUAAUUCUGGAAGGUGUUUCUAUAGUAUUGUUAAGUAUCAGCUUUUUGAAAAAAGUCUAUUACAAUGACUAAUUUGCAGAUUGGUUAAGGAGUGAAGAAACCAAAGCUUGUUCUUUAAGCUUUAACUCCUUAAAAGUUGAAACAAAUUAGUAGCAUUCAAGAACUAUCAGACAUGAACAGCACAGUAAAACUGUGAACAGUAACAGUCUCUGUGUGUAGAAAGCACUGUUUCCCAAAGAAAAACACAAAUAUCUAAUGCUGUAAAUUUAGCACCACUAUGCUAUAAUUAAAUGUGUAUACGCACAAACCUGUGGGAAGUCAGAGUACAGGAAUUGCCUGUGAAUAAAAAUAAAGGUGACAGUUUCAUCA